This is a messenger RNA of Quercus robur (English oak), 696 nucleotides long. RefSeq names its product 18.2 kDa class I heat shock protein-like. The transcript has a single exon. The record is from RefSeq and is a predicted model, not a curated record. Bases 69 to 521 code for a protein of 150 amino acids. Gene Ontology annotation, biological process: response to hydrogen peroxide; response to salt stress; protein complex oligomerization. Lineage: Eukaryota; Viridiplantae; Streptophyta; Magnoliopsida; Fagales; Fagaceae.
UCAAAGCUUUAUUUUGGUUCUAGUGCAUUUAUUUUUGUCACUGAGUUUUGUUUUUUGAGUAUUCAAAAAUGUCUCUCAUUCCUAGCCUCUUUGGUGGCCGAAGAACCAACAUUUUCGAUCCAAUUUCUCUAGACAUAUGGGAUCCCUUUGAUGGUGUCUUCACCUCUGCACGUGAAACCUCCACAUUUAUCAGCACAAGGAUUGAUUGGAAGGAGACCCCAGAAGCUCAUAUUUUCAAAGCUGACCUUCCUGGACUUAAGAAAGAAGAAGUGAAAGUAGAGGUGGAAGAAGGCAGAAUUCUCCAAAUUAGUGGAGAGAGAAGCAAAGAGCAGGAGGACAAGAAUGACAAGUGGCACUGUAUCGAGAGGAGCAUCGGGAAGUUCCUCCGCAAGUUCAGGUUGCCAAAGAAUGCGAAGAUGGAUCAGGUUAAGGCCAGUAUGGAGAAUGGAGUGCUUACUGUAACUGUUCCUAAGGAGGAGGAGAAGAAACCUGAGGUCAAGAACAUUGAGAUCUCUGGCUAAGCUAAAUGGCCAAUGACAUUUUACCAUAUUUGACUUGUGUUUAUUAUCCAUCAAAUAAAUGUAAUUCAAGCUGUUUGUGUGUGAGAGAAGUUGGUGUGUUUGUAAUUUCUGUGAGAGAGUACACAGCUCUCUUAGUUCUUUUCCAAUGAUGAGUGUUUAUUUAUAAUUCAGGUUU